CCAUUAACAGAGACAAUAGUGUCCUCUCCUGCCUGCAUUAUAUCAUCUACUUUACUUCGGUGCAACGAUUGCAUGUGAACAUGCAUCGAAAUAGAAAUAAUUCACCUUUGUCCACGUACGUUCCAAACAACCGGUCGUCAGAAGUGAAACAAACUAAUGUUACAGAGAACUCUGACAAAAGUAAAGAUGCAAUUCAAGAUAAUAAGAAGAAAAGACAAGCACAUUUAGAGCAAGUGAAAUCACGUCGUAAGAAUUUAAGCGAUAGAAAAUCGAGGUUGACCCGUCGUCAUACCAGUUAUAUACCGUCAUAUGCACCAGAUUAUGUGACACCGGCUUCUCAAAGAAGUAAAUCGGACAACUCUCCAACAAGAAGUCCACUAGCAGCAAAACCGGUGCUUGUCAAACAGCUGAGUUUACCACCAGAUAGAUUUGGACCAACAAGCAAAUUGACUCUGGAAGAAAUAAGACAGAAAUAUACUGAAGAUAUUUAUAAGCCUAAAGUGCCCGUCAAGGACAAAGUAGCUUUGAUGGAAUCAUGGAAUCAGGGCCCUGAAGAUCCGAAAAAGCCAAAGCCCAGGGUGCCUCCAAAGCGAUCAACUUCAAACGCAUCACGCUCAAACUCCGAGCAAAAGAGGGUACCAUACAGAGCGCAAAACAGAGGAGCUACCAACCACGAUUCCAGUACUCCAACUACAAAUUCGGGAAAUAAUAUGGCUAGUAAUUCGAGAAGACUAAAUCGAGAUGCCAAACAUCGUAGAUCUAUGUCGGAUCCGAAUCUUCAGAAGAGUUUUCAAGCAAUGAAACAGCUUUGGGAUCAGAAAGUUGAACAAACUUCAAAAACACAGCUAUCGUCAUCUAGGCCACAAAAGUCACGAGGGAGCAGUGUAUCCUCGACACAAUCUAACGAUUCAGAUCAGGCGUCUAGAUCGCCGAAGCAAAGACCACGUGGUGGGAGCGUAAAAGUUGGCGUGGUCAAAGAGGAGAAACGUAAAGGACCUCCUACGCCCACCAAACCCAAACCUGCUCACCUUAGGAUAAAAGAGAAUCAUCUGGGAGACGCACGAAAGAAAGCACAUUCCACUUCUGAUCACACUACGGCUGGAAAUUUGGUGAAAAAUCGUGCGAAAAUGUUCGACUCCAAUACGGAAAACAGGACUCAAACUGAUCGAACGUCCAUCAAUCGUGGAAAGAAUCGUUCAUCUACGACUUCUUCUCCAGAUUCACCGAAAAUUUUCGAUGAGGCAAAUGGAAAUGUCAGUGUUCGUAAAUUGGCGAUGGAGAAUGCCAAAAGAACUUCACCUCGACAUGCUGCCAACAAUAAUAAAAAAUCACAACCAGAAGAGCUGAAAUCCGACUUGGCACGUCUUCUCGAUAACGAAGAAUCAGUGGAUAAAGACAAUAGCGAGGACUUACUUAUAAGUAAAAUGAGAAGAAACAGUGCAAAUUUAGCGAAAGAGAGAAGACGUAAUAUGCGGAGAGAGAACUCUAAUCAUUCUGACAGUGAUUCUAGCUGUUCCGCUACAUCGUCGUUGUCUUCGACAUCAGUUGAUGGGCCGCUGGUAACAAAGAGAAUUCCUUCUAGGGAAGAAACAAAUGAGAAGAAAAUACCAAACUCUCCUGUACUAAAAAGUUACCUUCAUCGCAAUGCCUCUCCAAAAGCGGCCCCACAAGACAGCCCACCGAUCCCGCCACCAAGAAGAGGAAGUUUGUCAGCUUCGGAAAGACGCGAAAGCGUUGGUAGCAUUUCGUCCUCCACGGGCGGCGCACUUCAGACUCCUACUGCCCCAAGAAGGCAAAGUUCACUACACAAAGAGCACACUACUUCAUCAUCACCCAAUCCUUCUCAAACCGACAUUGAUUUUUCACCGACUGCUGCAUUGCAGCGUAAGUUAUCUAUUGAUGCUGCAAAAAGAGUGAGUAUGUCGACAACAGACAGUGGCACAGGCACUGUAUCCCCAGGUAUCAACCGUAAUUCUAGAUCCUCUGCAAGAUCAAUAGAAAACAGAGACAGUAUUGAUAGUGACCCAGAAGCAUUUAAACGUGGAGGUUCAUUUUCGUCAACGUCAUCAUCAAGUAAGACUCCUCCCGCACCUCCUCCGAGUUCCGACAAACCUACGAGAGCCAGAUCAGCUUCUACAUCUCCUAUGAUAGGAAGUAAUCAGUCUCCACCCGUUAAACCACGAGGUCCACCGCCCCCUCCACCUACCAACAAACGGCCCAAAUCUGAAGCCAUUCCGCCCCCAAAUCAGGCCGGAAACAGAGCUUCAAUUGCGUCCACGACAACUGUAUCUAGCCGACUCAGUAUUUUGUCUGAUAUAAGCGGAAGUGGAAGCAUCAGUGGAAACUUUAAUGACGAAAUGAACCGCAUAUUUGAUGUAAUCGCUACUCCCACUAGCAUCAAAAGAUUUAGAACUGAUGACGGUUCGUCUCCUGAAAGUGAGACACAGGAACAGCGACCGGAUACACUGAACAUUUCCAGCAAUUCAGAUUCUUCCAUAACAAUCAAAAGAGAUUCCCUAGAAGUUCCAUCGUUGAGCAAAAAAUCAGGAAAUAGCGAUAACGAAAGUUGGAGCGAUUACGAUCCUAGCGACGAUGAUGGAAAUCAAUUGCCUCUCACGCCUUCAAAGGAAGAACAAAAUUCAAACGAACCAGCCCCCACGCCUGUGCCACUGGAGGUGAAAAUUCACAAUAUUGCAAAAGAAUUGCUAUCGACCGAAGUUACAUAUGUCGACGUACUAUAUUUAAUAGAUCAGAUUUUCCACAAACGUGUUCUCGAGGCCAUCAACAAGAAACAAAUUCAGUCAGACGUAAAAAACAUAUUUUCAAAUGUAUCGGCAAUUUAUCAAUUCCACAGUAAUUUUUUGCUUCCUCAGUUAAAGAAAAGACUUGAAUGCUGGGAAACGAACCCCAAACUUGGUGAUAUCAUGACUCAGGCUGCCCCGUUCUUAAAAAUGUACAGUUUGUACGUUCAAAACUUCGAUGAAGCUAUGAGUAAACUGACUCAUUGGUCCGAUAAAUCGAGCAACUUUGCUGGCAUCAUGAAACAAACUCAAGCUAUGCCUGAAUGUGGAAGUUUAACUUUGCAGCAUCAUAUGCUUGGACCAGUCCAACGAAUACCUCGUUAUAAAAUGUUAUUGGAAGAUUAUUUGAAACGACUUCCAGAGGAUUCACCCGACAGACCCGAGGCUGAAACUGCACUUGAACUUAUAUCAGCUGCCGCCGCACAUUCCAAUGAGACAAUGAAACAGAGCGAUAAAUUCAACAAACUUUUGAACGUGUAUAACAAUCUGGUUGACAUCAAUUUGGAUUUUGUAAACGUUUCAAGAGAAUUGAUUCAAGAAGGAAAAAUUAUCAAAAUUUCGGCAAGAAAUGGAGAAAAACACGAAAGAUAUUUGUACUUGUUCAACGACAUGCUGUUGUGUUGUACCCCACUCCGACGAUUGCAGAAGAAGUCGUAUAAGGUUACUGCCAAGAUAGAUUUAGACGGGAUGGAACUUGUUGCGGACGUCACUAAUAUGACAAUACCACACACAUUUUGUGUAAACGGAACUAAAAAAUCUAUGGAAUUUGCUGCCAAUUCUCCUGAAGAUAAAGAAAAGUGGGUGAAUGCUAUCAACGACGCAAUCGAUAGUUUCAUGGAACGAAAAACGUCUUUUAUGAAGAGUGGAAGUCAGAAAAAGAAAAAUACGAGCGUUGCAGAAGAUACACCGCCACCACAAGUAGCCAGCCCAGAACAACAACAACAAUUUAUACCUAUUGAUCCCAUCUCGCCUCUAGCCAAGUCACCUACACACGUACCGAUUAGUUUUGAGGAAACAGAAAACGAUGAAGAAAAGCGGAUUGAAAUAUCGUGCACCCCAGGUGGAACACAAUAUGUUGUUGACAUCGAGGAGCAUGACCUUGGUAAAAGAGCUCCAAGGUGGAUCAAGGACAAUGAAGUCACUAUGUGCAUGAAUUGUUCUAAGCCAUUCAACAGAUUACUUCGCAGAAGACACCACUGCAGAGCAUGUGGCAGGGUCAUAUGCACUGAAUGCUCUGAGCAUAAGCUGGAAUUGCAAUACGAUACUGGGAAAACGCACAAAGUUUGCAACAAAUGCUAUGCGAUUUUGACCGGAAGGAAAAACGAAGAAGUUGACAAGAAAGGGGUACUAGAGGUUGAAGCGGAUAUUGUAUCUGGUGAUAGCAUAUUGUCCGAAUAUUUGCUGUUUGCUGAAGCCGACAAAAGAAAACCUUGGAACCGAGUUUGGUGCGUAAUACCGAAAAACGAACUCUGCCUCUAUGUUUACGGCGCCAACCAGGACGUUCGGGCCAUGAUGACAAUGCCACUUCCGGGUUUCAAUCUUGUGGAAGAUUCAAGUUUGGAUCGAGAAUUUUCAUUUAAAUUGGUGCAAGCGCGAAAAGUUCUCUUUUUCGCUGCAUCCAGCCAGGCACAAAAACAGCGGUGGAAGUUUGUCUUCGAAAAGGCAGCAGUCGGCGAAAGUGUCUCCAGAGAACAGGUUAAUGAGGCUUCGGAAAGCGCGCAGGCAUUACAGAAUAAGCAAAAUCAGAUUAGGGAAGAUUUGCAAGAGGAGGUCGCUUCAAAACUUGAAACGACAAACGGGUCCAGACUGAGUUCAUCUAGCGCGGAGUCAGCUACAGCUUCAUUGUCAUCUUCUUCGACCAUUAACAGUGAUAGCAGCCGGCCUUCAAGCACAAUGGAAAAGAACAAUUCUUUCUCUGACACCAACGGCUUUAGCCAGCAUGACGGUAACGUUAUGUUUGAAGGCGAGGUCGAAUCGUAGUCUGGUGAACUAUAAUACACUUUCAAAUGAAAUCCGAAUAAAUAUAGUUUCUUAAAUGCCAGCCCAUCUCGACGUAUAUUUAUCAAUCAAACUAUAUUGAUAUGAGUCUUGACAUUUUAAAAUGUACUCGUUUUUGCGUAACCAAGAUUCUAAUACUCUCGUUAUAUUUACGUUCCUUUUUGUUUUGCCUUUAUUACUUAUUGCUUCAAGCUUUUGAAGGCCACAUUUUCAAUCAAGUGCCGAGCUACGAUUUGUAUCUUUAAAUCCAUGUUAAACGAAUGUAAAUUAUGUUUGAUCUUAAUAUUGGGAUACAUUUGUCUGAAUGAAGUGCAUUAUUAUCGAAAAGUUUUUUGCUUCAUGCGUGUUUUGCGUUUACUGAUUUUUACUGCGUUUUCAAACCUUAGGCCAAAAUAACUAUCGGUUGAAUCGAUUCGACCUUGACUGGAUCUAAAUACUGAAUAAAAUUAUUGCAUUUCUUCAUAAUAAAAAGUAAUACAUGUUAUUAAACUAUUUUAUUGUUGGGUGACCAAAAUUAUCACAUACUACUGUAAAGCGACCUACAAGCAAUCGACAGUAUUUUUUAAAUUAUUUUUGCUAACAUGAAAUUCAAAUUUUCCUGUUAGGGAGCAAUGUCGAUAAAACUGUCAUGCAUUUAAUUUAUUGAACUUUCACUUUUAACUGGAUUUCCAGCUUUUCCGUUGAUAAUGAAUUGCUCGCACAGUUAAUAUAUAUACAUCAGGACCAUACCAUAACCGAAACAUCGGGGUCUAGUAAUAAAGACUGUUUUGCUUUAUAAUUUUAAUUUAUUAUAGUUUCUUUAUUCACACCUUUUCAUUUUAAACCUCGAGCGGUCACAGGCUGGCCAUUGUGCUCUCUGACUACUAUUUAUCGUGGUAUUUUAUAUUUAGUGAAUGAGUUUAAAGUAGAUUAAUCAUAAACAUGCUUCAGAUUAGAUAACUUAAAAACUGCAUGAAUAUCUUUCAUUAUGGUAUCUUGAAUAUCUAAUCAAGGUUACAUCUUAGUGAUCUUGUUUCAGUAUUUUGUUUGUUCCAUUUCACUGUACUUUCGAUGUGUAAUAGUUUGACAAUGUGUAGAAAAUAAUAAAAUAAUGUUGCCGAUAACACCAUUCACU
Messenger RNA from Styela clava, 5913 nucleotides. RefSeq lists its product as uncharacterized. NCBI's taxonomy places the organism in Eukaryota, Metazoa, Chordata, Ascidiacea, Stolidobranchia, Styelidae. The record is from RefSeq and is a predicted model, not a curated record. Gene Ontology annotation, cellular component: cytoplasm. Gene Ontology annotation, biological process: cytoskeleton organization; filopodium assembly. Gene Ontology annotation, molecular function: guanyl-nucleotide exchange factor activity; metal ion binding.